ACUUCCGUGCGUCGCACUGGCAAAGGUGAAAAGAAGAGCGCAAAACCGAGUGUUGUUUUUUAAUUGAUUCGCGAAAUCUGGAUUAAACGCGUUUAACCGAACUGAGAUCUGUAACAUCCCGAAAGGAUAAGAGAGAAAAGAGCAGCAAAGUGCAGAAAGUGGGCGAGUAAUCCCGAUUGUUACUGAAGCGAAAGGGAUUUCUUGUGAAUUAGCGUUUAGUUUACGUUAUAUUUUAACAUAAUAAACGAACUAGACAUUGCACGUUUAAUAUCGUAUUUGAUCUCAUUAUAACAAGCAUUUAAUAUGAAUCAGUUUUAUAAUCAAAAUUGAGUGUAAUAGCAGCAGCAGUGGGUGAGAUUUAAAGUCAGAUUGACAUGAGACGAUCAGACAACAAGUGUCGUGUUUACAUUACAAGAUCAGAUCUAAUCAACAAUCCAGUGUUUUAUUACACAUUCACCAUAAUGGCAAAGUCUCUGUAUUCACAUGUAAGCUAUUGAGCUCAGGUGUUUUUUUAAUGGGAGGCGGGUUGAGCUGCUCUUGGAUCAGUGGGCGAAUCUUGCACAGAUGGCGGAGGUAUCGACUCUGGCCCGGUUGGAGUCCCUGGCCCGAUAUGUGCACAAAGCAGCCAGUGAGGGGAGAGUCUUGACGCUGGCCGCCCUCCUGUUGAACCACUCCACGGUCCAGACCCGCUACCUGCUGGAGUAUGUGACCCAGGUGGCCGGACAGAGAUCCACACCUCUCAUUAUAGCUGCUCGCAAUGGACACGACAAGGUGGUCCGGCUUCUUUUGGAUCAUUACAAGGUGGACACGGAGCAGACUGGCACUGUCAGGUUUGACGGGUAUAUCAUCGACGGAGCCACAGCUCUGUGGUGCGCAUCCGGCGCAGGCCAUUUCGAGGUGGUGCGUCUGCUCGUCUCCCACAGUGCCAACGUGAAUCACACCACCCUCACUAACUCCACCCCCCUCAGGGCCGCGUGCUUCGACGGCCGGCUGGACAUCGUACGGUACCUCGUCGAGCACGACGCCAGCAUCAGCAUCGCCAACAAGUACGACAACACGUGUCUGAUGAUCGCAGCCUACAAGGGCCACGCCGACGUCGUUUGCUUCCUGCUCGAGCGGGGCGCCGACCCCAACGCCAAAGCCCACUGCGGGGCCACCGCGCUGCACUUCGCCGCCGAGGCCGGGCAUCUGGACAUCGUGAAGGAGCUGGUGAAGUGCCAGGCGGCGAUGGUGGUAAACGGUCACGGCAUGACGCCCCUGAAAGUGGCGGCGGAGAGCUGCAAGGCGGAAGUGGUGGAGCUGCUACUCUCCCACGCGGACUGCGACACGCGCAGCCACAUCGAGGCUUUGGAACUGCUCGGGGCGUCCUUCGCCAACGACCGGGAGAACUAUGACAUUCUUAAGACCUACCACUACCUGUACCUGGCCAUGCUGGAGCGCUAUCAGGACCCCGAGAGGGUCAACGCCAAGGAGCUGCCACCGGCAGUGGAGGCGUACGGAGGGCGGGCGGAGUGCCGGACCCUGCAGGAGCUGGAGGCCAUCAGGCACGACCGAGACGCGUUACACAUGGAGGGUCUGAUGAUCCGGGAAAGGAUCCUGGGCGCGGAUAACAUAGAUGUCUCGCAUCCUAUAAUAUACAGAGGCGCCGUCUACGCAGACAACAUGGAGUUCGAGCAGUGCAUCAGACUGUGGCUUCACGCGCUGCAUCUGCGUCAGCAGGGGAACCGCAACACGCACAAGGACCUCCUGAGAUUCGCGCAGGUCUUCUCGCAGAUGGUGCACCUGAAGGAGCCGGUCCAAGCGGCAGACGUGGAGCAGGUCCUGCACGCCAGCGUCAUGGAGAUCCGCCGCAGCGUCGCCCGGGUACAGACCGCCACCGAGGCGGAGGCGGCGGCAGCUGCUGAAAACUAUGAAUCAAACAUCUUCACCUUCCUCUACCUGGUGUGCAUCUCCACCAAAACUCAAUGCAGCGAGGAGGAACGGCCGCGCAUCAACAAACAGAUCUACGACCUGAUUCGCCUGGACCCACGCUCCAGAGAGGGCUUCUCGCUCCUGCACCUGGCGGCCAGCUCCAGCACGCCCGUGGAUGACUUUCACACCAACGACGUGUGCAGCUUCCCCAGCGCGCAGGUGACCAAGCUGCUCAUAGACUGCGGCGCUGAAGUCAACGCCGUGGACCACGAAGGUAACAGCCCGCUGCAUCUCAUCGUGCAGUACAACCGGCCAAUCAGCGACUUCCUCACGCUGCACGCCAUCAUCAUCAGCCUGGUGGAGGCCGGCGCUCACACGGACAUGACCAACAAACAGAAAAAGACGCCGCUGGAUAAGAGCACCACGGGCGUUUCGGAAAUCCUGCUGAAGACUCAGAUGAAGAUGAGCUUGAAGUGUCUGGCGGCUCGAGCCGUUCGACAACAUCAGAUCCUGUAUCGAGAUCAGAUCCCCAAAAGCCUGGAGGAGUUUGUGGAGUUUCACUGAGGGUUCGGUCAAACCCGUGAAAUGGUGCUGAGGACUUCUCAAUGACUUUUUUUAUCGUUUACGGACUCGGCACAGUUUUCUAAUAUAUGCACAUUCAUAAUGCAUAAUGCGACUUUGGAGCGACACUUUAGGAUGGAGUUUUUUUAUAGAUCAGAGAUGUCGUCAAUGGACACGAGACUCUUUUCUUUCCUCAUUUGAACUCUUUGGGUUUUGGAAAGCAUUUUAAUGUGCGAAUGAUGAAUAUAGUUGCAACAAGCUGCUCUUUUCAUUUUUAAAACAUAUUAUUUUAUAAAAGGUUUAUUUAAAACAAAGUCUUAUUUCUAUUUUAUGAGAAGUCAAUAGCUGAUGUCCUGAAUCUCUUCUCUUAUUUGAAUACUAAAAUGUGCCUGUAACCAGAUGUUUAUUGUUAUUGUUGAUAUAAUUAUUAUUGGGUAUUUUUUAAUUUGCCACUGUAAAGCCACUUGCGUUCAUGAGCACAUCAUGCUGGAGCUCUAUUGAGUCACAGGGCCUUAUUCUGACGGGUGCUGUGUGUGUGUGUGUGUGUGUGUGUGUGUGUGUGUGCGUGUGUGUGUGUGUGUGUGCGCGUGUGUGAGACAGCAUGUCUUCCUGCUUUAGCAGUCUGUGUACGGUUGAAUGCACGUUUACAUGUGGUGGAAACUGAAUGUCCAGGUUUUUAACCCGUUGUGUUUUUACUCAGUUUACUGGAGAUUGUUCCGUGUCAGUGUUUUUAUUUUUAAACCAAAUCAACUAAAAAUUAAAAACAAAAAAUCAGAGA
Molecule: messenger RNA, 3250 nt
Organism: Triplophysa rosa
Lineage: Eukaryota; Metazoa; Chordata; Actinopteri; Cypriniformes; Nemacheilidae
Gene: fem1b
Product: fem-1 homolog b
Exons: 2
Coding region: 565-2475 (636 amino acids)
Molecular function (GO): protein binding
Source: RefSeq, a predicted model, not a curated record